This is a messenger RNA of Nematolebias whitei (Rio pearlfish), 831 nucleotides long. RefSeq names its product thiamin pyrophosphokinase 1 (gene tpk1). Gene Ontology annotation, biological process: thiamine diphosphate biosynthetic process; thiamine metabolic process. Gene Ontology annotation, molecular function: thiamine diphosphokinase activity; ATP binding; thiamine binding. The transcript has 8 exons. Lineage: Eukaryota; Metazoa; Chordata; Actinopteri; Cyprinodontiformes; Rivulidae. The record is from RefSeq and is a predicted model, not a curated record. The coding region runs from base 1 to 759 and encodes 252 amino acids.
AUGGGUGACGAGUGGACGCCUUUGGACUGUUUACUUCCAUCAGGCACACAGAAGAUUUGUCUGAUCAUUCUGAACCAACCCCUUGAUAAGGACCACCUACACACCCUCUGGAGUAAAGCUCUCUUGAGGGCAUGCGCUGAUGGAGCUGCCAAUCAUCUUUACAACAUCACUGCUGGAGAUCGUGACAACUUUCUUCCUGACUAUAUCAGUGGGGAUUUUGAUUCCAUUACUGCUGAGGUCAAAGCAUUCUAUGUAGACAAGGGCUGCAAGCUGAUUGAAACAGCUGACCAGGAUCUGACAGACUACACCAAGUGUCUGGCAGUCAUGCUGGACGAGAUACAAAAGAAAAAGUUACAGGUGGAUACUAUUGUGACACUUGGAGGUCUGGCGGGCAGAUUUGACCAGACCAUGGCUUCUGUUGAGACCCUUUUCCACGCUUCGUCCAUGACACAACUGGCUGUAGUGAUAAUUCAGGGAACAAGCUUUGCAUAUCUGCUGAGACCCGGCAACCACAGACUGGGAGUGAACACCGGUCUGGAGGGGGACUGGUGCAGCCUCAUUCCAGUAGGUGGACCCUGCCUAACAGUGACCACGGGACUCAAAUGGAACCUAAAGAACGAGGUUCUGCAGUUUGGGAAGCUGGUGAGCACCUCCAACACCUACGAGCCCACCGCCGCCGGAAACCCCAGGAAGGUCGUAACUGUGAUCACGGACCAACCGCUGCUCUGGAGCAUGGGCGUCAGGAACAACGGGGACUAAAACGUUGAGCGCGCCAGCAUGCUUCGAGUUUUACACACUUAUGAAAAGAACGUUCUUAAAUUCAGAAAUGCU